This is a messenger RNA of Dunckerocampus dactyliophorus (ringed pipefish), 11476 nucleotides long. RefSeq names its product leucine zipper protein 1 (gene luzp1). Lineage: Eukaryota; Metazoa; Chordata; Actinopteri; Syngnathiformes; Syngnathidae. The record is from RefSeq and is a predicted model, not a curated record. The transcript is spliced from 8 exons. The coding region runs from base 647 to 3958 and encodes 1103 amino acids.
GGCGUUCUCUUUGCGGUCAGAGCGGGCAGAGCCAUCCCGAGGGGUGGGUCUUCAUCCGGCGACAGCGAGGAAAGAAAAAAAGGAAAAGCCACCUUUUUCAUUGUUGAGGACGCGGUGGAAUGUGAUGGUUUGAUGUCGAACGGAUUUGGGAAGGGGAUAUCCGAGAGAAAGAGGCUGAUUUAGGGCGAAGGGGAAAAGGAGGCAACUCUCCCAGCUGCAGGGCUUCCGAGAACGGGAUGAACUUGUCUUGUCCUCCCCGGCUGCAGUGAGGACAACUGGCCGCGUUAGCUACACUCAAGCCGGGGUCCUGUUUUUGUGGAUAUACCUCUCCGUCUCGCCUCCACGGAACACUUUGAAGGGGAUGGAGACUUUGGGAAGAGAAGGUUAACAUGUCAGAGAUGAAGGAUUUGUCUGAGAUAUGACAGAGUUGUCCACUAAAUGCCAAGCUGACGGAACUUCAAAGCACGUCUUGUAAAACACAGGCAGAUAAGAGCCACUCCAGUUACCUUUACCUUUCACUUUGGCCAUCAUCUAACAUUCAAUCAGACUUCAACACUACCACACAAAUGUGGACCCCUCCAAAUAACCAAAUAACCUGAAGAAAAGAGCAUAAAUUUAAAAAUAUAGCACACAAGACUUGGUAGCCAUGUCUGACAUGACACAUCGCCACCUGCGGCACAAGCUACAAAGUGUCAGCAGACGGCUGGAUGAACUGGAAGAAGCCAACAACAAACUGCAGAAGUCUGAAGAUGAGUUGCUUGACAUACAGGACAAGAUCAUCCAGGCAGAAGGCAGCAACUCAUCCUUGCUUGCUGACGUGGAGGCCCUGAGGAAACGCCUCUUGAAAAUCCAAGGUAAAGAUGAGGAGGUACGCAAAGCAGAGGACCUCUGCCGCACAGUGAGAGAGAAACUGGAAGAGGAAGAAAACCUCACGAAGGAGCUCAAAGCGGAGAUUGAACAUCUACAGCGGAGGUUGGCAGAACUGGAGAAACUGGAAGAAGCUUUUGGGAAAAGCAAGUCGGACUGUAGCCAGCUCUGUCUCAGCCUCAACGAGGAGAAGAACUUAACAAAGAAGCUGUCUACUGAGAUGGAGUCCCUCAAAACCCGUUUGAAGGAAAUGGAGGCAUCUGAGAUGAAGCUGGACAAAGCAGAGCAGGCUUUAACUGCUGAACUUGACAAACUCAAGGGAUUCUACCAGGCCUUUGAGAACGAGCAUAAGAUGAUAACAGAGAAGCAAAGAGAAGAUGAGAAAAUCAUUCUUAAGCUCACAGAAAAACUGGAAGAGCAGAAGAAUCGCCUAGGUAUGGCUGUAGAUCCCAGUCGUGCGGAUUUCAUGAGGUCAAGGAUUGAAGAUGAGCUGUCCUCCACGGGCAUCCUCUCCGGACGCAAGAAGAGCCUUGACUACAACAUGGGCCUGCUGAAUAAGUCUGAGAAUCAGAAGAACAGUGGCCUUGCGGGGUCACAGGAGGAAGACAACAAAGUGAAGGAGCUUACACAGGAAGUAGAACGGCUUAAGAAUCGUCUUAAGCAGCUAGAGAUUGUGGAGAAUGACCUGAAGAGCUCAGAGUCCAAAAACGAUGAGCUUCACGAAAAGUUCCAGAUGGAACGCAAGCGGGCUCGCCAACUGAGCGAGCAGGUGGAACAGCUCAGGACGCAGCUGUGCAGUAAAGGUGGAGUCGGAGGGAAUGUGGCUAGCAAUGUGGAUAAACAAGGCAACGGAAGUGUUAACAUCUGCCCUGGCAGCCUUGCCAAGCACCUGGAGAAUGGUAAAGCUGAGAAUGAAGAGUUUGGGAAGGGAAGUUUUAGGCAAGAGAAGCCGAAAUAUCGUAGUGCCGUGUCCACCGCAGAACCCAUCUCUCCCAAGCACAGGAACAGGGAGCUCUCCCCUCAGCACAAGAGAGAAACCAAGCUGAGGACUAAAGAGCUCAGCAACUCAGAGGAGAGUUCUGCUAUAACUGUGAAGAGAGCCCUCAGUCCUGCACACAAAAGUAGGCGGACGCCCAAAACCCCGAAUUCUCUCUUUUCAUCUGAUAAUGGAAUAAAAGAGACAAGCCGAGGAAUUGAGGAAAAGACAUACAAGGGAGCCACAUACAGCUCUGUAAAUACACCUUCUAGUGAUAUUAAAAAAGUAUCUGUCCUUAGUCGGUACCCCCCAGCAGCUAAUGACCACAAGCCCCUGAGGACAGCUCACAGGCAGAGUGAAGGGGAGAGGAAUAAGAGCAGAAUGGAAAAGUUUUCAAAACUGUAUGCAGGUAGUGACAGUGAAUCAAACAACUCUGAUGUAGUCCCAGAAAGCAGUGUCUCUGCACUAGAGAAGGACACCAAGCCCGCCUCAGACCAAGAAUUAACGGAACAAGUUCAAGAUCCUGUGUUCGUCACCUCCAAGCUGUCCAAGGCAAACGAAUCCUUCAAAGCUAACAGGUCCAACGUCAAUCAACUGCUGCCGAAUGACCAGGGCUCAGAGGGUCAUUCCUCUGCUUCAGAAACAGAAUCCACUGGUUCAAGACCCUCGGAACCAGAGACUGUAAAUGAAAUGACUACUACAACCUCUAGCAGUAGGACGCCAACCUCUAGAUAUCCUAGAUAUUCACAUGUCAAAGACUCCCAUUCAGAGGGCUCCUCCUCUCGAAGUUCGUUCGAUGAAGAGCUCCACAGCAGAACAAGUGUACCCGAAGGAGGCAUUAGCGCUUCGUCCGUGAUCGAAAUCCAGCGUGUUUGCAGUCCACGUGAAGCACUGAGGUCCAAAGCAGUGAUCAAACCUGCCAUUAUUGAGAUCGACAGAAAAGAAAUGAUGAUAUCGGACCCCUUCUCCGCCAACGGCAAGCCCAAGAUAUCCACCAAACCCGUAUUGACUAGUACCAGUAAGAUGACCAGCAGUAUAACCAUCUAUCCCAAUGACCCUAGCUCUUCUAGAACCAGCAGCCGCAGCAGUAGCGUGUCCAGUGAGCCCAUGUCCGCCAAGGAACGCCACACGUCCACCAGUAACUUUCUCAUCGGCCCUAGCAGUGACCACCAUGGCAGCGUCUCAAUCCCUUACGAAAUCUCUAUCCCCAAGAGCGAAAUCACGAUGCAGCCAAGCCAGGAACAGGAUUCUGGUGCGGAUUACCUCAAUGAUUCCACGUCCAAGUCCAAGCUCCACAACACCUCCAGGAUAGAGACGUCCACGAGCCACAUUUACCACCAACGCAGCAACUUCAGCCACCAGUCUCCGGGUACCAACUCUGCAGACCUCAACAACACAGAAUCAGGAUUAGAUUCAUUCACCAGCUGGAGAAACCAAAGACAAAGACAGAGGCAGUCCCAGGAAGAGCGUUUACCAGACUUGAGGAAUGUAACCGUGAGAAGCACCUGGAAGAACCAUGGCACUACAUCGGCAGAGGAUGAGAAGGGGGGGGGAAGAGUCGCCGGACGGGUAAUCAUGGAUGGAGGAGGUUCAGAGGAUGAGGCAGAAACCACAACAACAUGGAGGGCUUAUCUCGCGACGACAGUUGACUCUGAAGACACGGUGAUCCACGGACCAAGACUUGGUGGGAAUAAAUCGGCAGCAAAAGGAGCCAAGCCAUCACCUGCAGAGGUGUACAUGCGAAACAUGAACAAAGACGCAGAGGAACCGGCACUCCAUCGUGGUGUAAGCACCAUGGAAGCCCUGGGAAGGACUAUACCUCACGCACCUGUCACCUCACAGUCCUGGAGUCGCUCGUACUCGCAACAAUCACCGGGUGCAAAUAGCGGCGAUCACUGUCCAAGCCCGAGCCACAACCAGGCCUCAUGGAGACAAAACCUCUCCAGCACUAACUCCCUCCCCCUGGGGAGCUCCAGCGACCGGACGGGCAAGACGACCACAUCCAGAGGUGAGCAGUGGUCCGCUCGGGCUCAAGGAUCCGCGGCCAAAACGGAAGGAAAGACCGGAGCGUCAGGGAGUCGUCUGUGGAGCCAUCGUCAGGCCGAACGCCAUUAGCACAACCUAGAGGGAGGUCAGCAGGUGGCAGCAGGUGCGGUUCUGCCAUCUCCAGCAGCUUUUAGAAGCAAGCCACAACAACAAAACAAUCAGCCACAUUUAAAAAAAAAAAAAAAAUCACCAUCGCACGCGGCGUCUUGUGCAACGAUGACAAACGAUGACAAGAGAGGAACACUCUUGAAUGACUUCAUCUCACAAACUGCCGCGUCACACGCCGAUACGUGACGAACGUGCGGCGACGGCGACUUCCAAUGCGACCAAAAACAGGAAGCGAGCGACUCCAAAUUGAGCAACCGUGUCCGCCUUUUCUGGACUUUGACGCACUCGGGCGCACACGACGGAUGACAAAUGGAAGAGGGAUGAAUGAUGACUCAGCAUCUUACAUAUAAAACAACCGGGACCUUUUUUGUGUACAUUUUUUUUCCGUACUGCUUUCUGCUGACAAAUCUCAACCACAUGCACAUUUAGGAAGGCAUACUAGUUGAUUUGGUAAGUCUGCAUAUCUUCUACGUUUCCCAUGGUGCUUCUCUUCUUUGUUUUUGUCAACAUGUGCUGUAACCGUGUCCUCAAUCACUGAGCGAUACGAUCACGUGCUACUUUUUGCACAUGCCAGCCAAUCACAGGACGAGCCAGGUGGGCGCACACGGACAAAUUACGAGUUGGAGCGAUGCCGCAUGGGUGUCUGGUUGAUGGAAAUGACACAAGAAAGUGCAAAAGACUGUAAUAUGUUAAAAAGAUUACAUUAAAAAAAAUGAUUUGGCAUUUUUUCCAUAAUAUUUGAACAAAGAGAUUCGUGUCCGAAAUGAUUUAUGCUCGUUAUUAACACACAUUUACGUACAGUUGAUUUACUAGAAUUCCUCAAAAUGUUUUUAAACAAAGAAAUAACAGCACAGAUGACAAAUUUAUGAUUCAAAUCUCACAUUUUUGCUGCAAUGUUUCAAAGUCGACUGGAAGUUUGUCCGGGGUGUGAAUCAUUCAGUGAUUAUUGUAAUUUAGAAUCUAAGACGACCCAGAUUUAUAUUUUUUUCAUAGCGCGUGUGAGUGACAGGAAGAAAAGCUCGUUUUCUGCCACCUGUUGGGCCGCAAGCGUAAAUCUAUAUAAAUAUACAUCUUCUACACAAUGUAAGACGAAAAAAUAUUGUCUCAUAUUCGGCAUAUAAGACGAGCGCGACGGGGGUGCCAUGGAAAUACGGCCAAAAAAGAAACGUUUUGUCCUUUUUAAUAAGAUUCUUCGCAAACUCUGUGAUGAAAUGUUGGAUUCUUGCAAAGGAGUUGGUUUGUCCUCUGUUGCUCGGUUGGGAUUAUCUUACAUUCUAUUCGCUGCUCUAGCAGCCAUACUUAUCGUGUCCAUCGGAGCCAUUUCCGUUGUCAACACAGUCAAGUAUUAUUUUGGAUGCUUUUUGGUUUGAACGGAAUUAAAUUUACGUCAAAACAAGUUUUCUCGUUUUGUUCCAAUCGUACUUCAAAGCCCAGUCGAGAACCGGGACCUCAGUACUCCGAAAUCCUGGAUUUCUAGCUCGGAAAAUCCGAACCCUUGGAUGUAAUCAUGUUUUUCCCCGCCGAUCAUCUCGGCUUCAUCGUUCCUGGAAAGUGGAGCCUAGUUCGGAGUCAAAGAAUUUGCAACAGGUAGUGCUGGGCAGCUCUCUCGCUCGCCAGAAAGGUCAAAGGUUGCCCCCCCCCCGUCUCAACUACCUUGGGGUGUCUAAAUGCGGUACUGAAACCGUAGAAGGGUGUCCGGUCCCGCCGGAGACACGCUGAUCAUCGCGUUGAACUUGGAUAUGACAUCACCGCAGGGUUUUUUUGGGGGUUUUCUUUUUAAAAUAGCACCCCGCCUGUUUCACGUACCGCCACAAAUCACCUUACGUGUUGGCUAGUGAAGACAAUUUUGGCACCUCCAGACUCCCAUUUGUCUGUGUUGCAAGGUUAUCCUGCGUUCCAUUCGGCGCUCUAGUCGUCGCACUAAGGUAGCUUGUUGGUAUGAAUGUCUAAGGGAGGGGCCGGCUGUUGUUUUUAGCUGUGCAUUUGUUCACUUACUUGAAAAGCAUUCUCAUGACUUUUGUUUUGUUUUGUUUUGUUUUUUGUCGGACAGAAGCGGAACUAUCAUUUUGUGAUCAUUCCGCAAGCAAAUCGAUUUUUUUCAAAGACGACCAAUGCUUUUUCAAGACCCUUCAUUUAUUUUAACAUCAGAAACAAAAAUAGCCCCCUUUUUUAUGGUUUGAUCAUUUUGCUUUAUUAAUCACCAUUAUCGUAAAAUUGGCGUCAUAGCUCCUCUGUGUCGGCAGGUUGCUGAUGUGCGCGGCGUGAGUGACAGGAAGAAAAGCUUGCUCGCAUGCAGAUAUCUCUUGACCCAGAAUAUAAGAAAACAGCAUUUUGACUUAAAGUGAUUAGUUUUUUUCAUGUUGAAUAAGUAUGUUUUUAACUGGAAAUGACAAAAAGCAGGUAAUAACUUCAAAGAAAGCAUUUAAAAAUAUAUAUAUAUAUUUUCCGUUUUUUUUUUCAUAAUUUUUCAACAAAUAGGUCAAAUGAUUUAUGGCAGGUUCUAAAUUGAGUUGAUUUAGAAUGCUGAUAAAACAACAUGCGUCAAACAUGUAUAAAACAUCAUUAAUCAUUAACAUCAUUAACAUCAUUAAUAUCUCGACGUCUUACAUUCUUUUGCCACAAAUUCAACAAGUUUAAAAAAAACACACACAAUUUGGCGACAGCGUAAGUAUUUCCCCUUUUUCACCCGAAUAUAAGACGAUUCUGAAUACUUUCAUUAGAGCGUUUGCAUGUAUAAAGCUCCAGACAUCAAAUAUAAGACGACCUGUCUUUUUCUACAGUACACGACUACACAUUACAGUACAAUACUUCAAUCUUGUCAAAUUGAAAAUGUGGCAGCCUCCAUUGUGGUGUUAUAAUCUGCACUUAACCAGCACUUAACUCACCUCUUCAUGGAUUCAUGCCCUCUUUUAUGGUCAAAAACCCGCUUGACUCCGAAUGCUUCAGUUUACUUUCAUUUACUGCAAAGUUCAUCAAGUCAGUCCUAAAUGUUGUGCCAAAAACAAAUCAUUCCACCAUAUUUGUAGUUCCUCCUCCAGCUGGAUCUCCUCUUUUUUUUAUUUCUUUGUUAAAACAACAAAAAAGAUGUCUUAUUUUGGAAGCUGAUAGAUUUUAUUUAAGGUAAAAAAAAAUCUUGUAAUUUUGUAAAGUGGGCCUUAUUAUUAAUGGAAUAUAUUUGUCCGUCUUCUGUGGUUUUAAGAACGAUAUAUAUUUUUGUUUGUGUGUUAUAUUACACUCCUGGAGAGUAUUUCGUCCUGUAUUAUUUUGUGUUUUUGUUGUUUAAGUACAUUUCUCAAUACCUGGAGGACACAAAAAAAAAGGGCGGGGUGAUGUGGCGCUCAUUUGGCCUUCAAUUCAGGGUCUUCUGUGCUCUUUGUUCUGCCAAAGAAAUGAAUAAAUAGGAAUUUAAGGAGCGUAUCAUCAAUACAAGCAGAGGUGUCAAACAUGGCAAUAAAAAUGGUGACUCUGUGAGGGAAAGGUUGUGUAUUUUUGCUUUUGUUCACUUUUAGACGUAAGACAAUGUGCAUGUUUUAACUUUACUGGCGCAUGUAGCUCUCUUGCCAACUGUACAGCAGACCGUAUGUAUUCUAAUAAAAAUAAAAUGCAACCUAUUUGUAAAACACGCUGAUUCUGACUAAGUCUGUGCGUUUUUAUUUCUUUUUUUACGUGCUCAGCAAGUUUGUAAUUUGGCACAAAUUGGUGAAGAGCUCACGCUGGUGUGGAAUGUGAAACGUCAGCACGUGCCUCCCUUUAAAGAAAAAAAAAAAAAGAAAGCGUGUGACUUUUGUCCAAUGCAAGAGUACUUUUUAGGAGCUCAUUCAUAUACUUUUUGGCUUGAAUUCAUAUUCAUGUCGUACUGUACUGGGAUUGGGGGGGUGCUGUAAGUGACCUUAUUUUUAGUCUUUUCAGUAGCCACCACUAAUGCUCACAAUUUUUAUAUCUCAAAUUUUUUUUGUACGUGUGUUUGUGUACACAUUAUAUAUAUAUAUAUAUAUAAAAUAUAUUAACAUACUGGGAAAUAAUCAUUUUGAUAUCUUUUUUUUUGUUUUUUUGCCUAGUCCACUGGUGAUGCUUUUUUUUUUUCAUUGAAAUGUUUUAUUUAUUUUUUUUAAACUUAUUUUUUUGUUAAUAUCAAAGAAUGAUUUUCUUUUUUUACCAGCACACAAAUGUAAAAUUCCCACCUCUAAGGCCGCCAUUGUUAUAUUUAAUUCCUCGAUUGGGAAGAAAUGAUGCGUUCAUGUUGCAUUUUCAGAAUUUAAUAAGAAAACAAAUAAAAAAAACAUUUGCUGAAAAAAAAAAAGAAUUACAUAUUUUCAAUAAAUCUUUUUAAUACAAACUAUACUACACUUUGCAACCUAACCGAUGGCAAUUAAAACUCAGGAGGUCAAAGUCAUGCUUUGAAGACGUCCCUCCGUCUCCAUCAUGCACUCAGUUUGGAAUGUGUAGGAUGGACGACAUCCUGUUUUACAGUCUCAAUUUGCGGAGGACGUUUAGACGGCAGCGGCGGGCUGAGCUUGAGGCGGGUUGCUGGCUGCGGCGGCGGCUGUGGGCGUGGCCUGUCUGGGGAGAGUGUACAUGGCGCCCAGGAACUGAUCGGCGAUGCGUCCGGCCUCACGGAGCCCGCUGAGGAGGGCGCCGUGAACCGUGGCGGGGUAGUUUCUGAUGGUGUGCUCGCCAGCAAAGAAGAGCCGCGGCACGGGCUGAAAAAUAAAACGCCGUGCGAAUGAGCCUUUUCAAUGGAGGUCUGCUUGACGAUGAGACUGUGCUCACCUGAGAAGCUCCAGGGAUGGCGGGCCCGGGCGUGAUGGGCUGAGCCAUGAGGUCGUAGUCGUUACCGGAAGACCCCGCCGCCACGUAGGAAUACGACCCUCUCGCCCAGGGGUCGGCGCGCCAACGGGUCACCACCGUUUCCUUCGGCUGCCGUUGCGACAAACAUCACAUAAGACAGACGCCGAUGCUUCCACUUAAACAACGGAGGUGAAAAGUCGUACCUGAGGCACCGCGCUGCUGCCGAAAAUCCCUUUCAGAAUGGCGAGGCAGCGCCCCACGAUGACAUCAUCGCUGAUGUUCUCCAUGAUGCCGGCCGCCUCGCCCGCCAUCAGGGCCAGCAGGAUGGGAGCUAGAUCAAGAUGAUCGGGACAUUGAGGAUGUUUUAGAGCCACAUACGUUAGUUGGUGAGGCUGCUUACCUUUGUAGAGGUUCCAGAAGAGGAAGAGCUCGCCGCGACUCGCCGUGGUGGAACCCACGUGACCGAACAGGUUGACGCUGGGAUCCCAGAACACGCGGUCGAAACACAACACCACCUGCAAAAAGGGAGCAAGACUUUGUAAGACAUGACUUAAAAUGAGGGGGGUAUUCAGUGAUGGCGGGAGCUCAUAAGGGUACUGAAGGAGCCAAUAGAUGACGUGGCGUUGCUGAGCACGCUGAGCUUGUUUAGACAGGAGUUCAAAUGAGUGUGGUGGUGGGGGGGGGUUCAUGCGGGUUCUUUAGAAGAUUUGCUGCAAAUAUCUUUCUUCCUGUGGCUAACAAGCUUGGGAAAAAAAGAAAACAAACUAUAAAAGCGUGCAUUUUGUUCAUUGCUGUGGUAGAAUGCAGAUUAAUAGUGCCAGGAUUUUAUUUUCGAAGCUCACUUUGCACGGAACAGGAAGUGAGGGUGUGGAUGUUUUAAUGCUGUGUAACAACACAGUGGUUGUGUCGCUUUGCGAUGCCGAUGAAGUUGACAAUACCGCAGCAUAUGUCGACAUAAACGGACCUAUUCUUCAGGGAAGUGACCCCUUUGGGUCUCGAUGUCAGCUUGAGCGGGCACCGGGACUUGAGUUGGUGGACAUUAACGGGACGGACUGUUCUGUACUUGUUUAGGGAGCAAUUCAGGUGGCUUUAGGAGGGAGUUCAUCCAGCAAAACUUCUAAGAGUUUGGAGCAACACAAACCUAACGUUGUUAAGAAGAUAGAUUUGUUCAUUCUCUUUAGCCAGCAAAGUGCACAUUUUGAAAAAACAGCAUUGUCUGCACUAGCGUAGCAGAGGAAAUGACUUUUUUUUAGCCAAAUCUCGAAGCAAAGAGCAGAAUGAGGAUGUGCUGAAUGAUGUUAGCAUUUAUUUAUUUGUCAAUUGUGCAUUUUCUAUCUCUGCAUGUUGGCAUAUUCCUGCAGUCCAAGAUCACAUCCAGGAUAUCAGGGUCAUCAAUCAGUCGGAGCGUUAAAGUCUGUAUGAUUGACAGGUGAUAGGUCCAGGGGUUCGUCCUGCCCUAAACGAGUUGGUGUACCUCUGUGAUGCUGAACAAGAUAAAUGGAGGUGCUGCAGUGGACAUGACCGGUGGAGCUCCCUCUGUUGGAGACAGAGCGUAUUGCAGCAGGUUGCAUAAUAAUGCAGUGUGCUGCAGCAGAAGCCGGACAUAAAACUACUCUGCAACUCAGGAGUGACGCAGAGCCAGCAGAUCUCCUCCCCUACGUCAUCCUGCCGACACUCCUCCACCACCACAUCAGAAUAAAGACAUAGUAUGUCAUCAUCGUUGCCAUCUAUCAUCUGUCUCCUAAAUGACACUGCAGCAAAACACAAAAGGCCUCCCACUGGAAUCCAAUGAGUUGCUAGCGUGUGCUCUACCUUGUUGAGGUUUCCGAAGCCCAUCCUCUGUAUGGCGGCCGUCUUCCAUUCGGGCAACGGUGGCACAAACUGCACGGCAGGCGGCUGCUGCUUGAGCACGCCGAGCGGCAGCGUGCACAGCACCGCAUCGCACUUGUAGAUGAAGGUCUGGGUGGCCGAGCGAGUGUUGACGGCGAUCACCUCGCAGCCUGCGGGGAGAUCAGACGCGCUUGUCAAACGCUUUGCACCGUCUUGCAGCGGGGUUAGCGACACGCUUACCUGAAGCCGUGUAUCGAACCUGUCGCACCGCUGUGUUGAGUUUGAUGUCCAAACCCUCCGCUAGAGCCACGGGGACGCACGAGUAGCCGUUCCUCACCGUCAGGUGGCUGCCGGUGAACUCAAAGUCGUCGUCCUGUGGAGGGACAUGAGGGAGUGAGCCCAGCGUCCAUGUUUGUUCACAGUCGUGGGAGACAGAGUGGACAUACCUGAUCCCAGUGUUUGAGUGACAGGGUGGAGAGGGGCGUGGCGUUAGCAAACUCCAAGUUAGCAAAGUGCCAGUCUAGUAUCUGGCGGUCUCUAGAGGACAGGUAGACGUCACUGUGGGCAGAGGAGGAGGAUUGCAACAAGAAUUACAAGAAAUACUCCAAUUAACGCCUUGCAGAGUUGCCAGGACAGGUGAUACCACCAUGGGUCACAGUCACCCUCUUUCUGUACACGUGGGAUCUGUAAAGCUGAUGUUUGACAAAGUGCUACCGUGUCUCUCCUCUGAAUCAAAACCACCUUGACGUCUGGUACUCUCUGCAGCUGAGCAAAGAAACAUCUCCCACCUGGCUGUUAUAUGAGGAAAUGCUGCAUUUUGUGAAGACAAUGUGGAUGAGUGUGGCUGUUAAGAAGGUUCCU